AUGUCGUGGGACCUGCUCAAGCGAUUCAUCGAGAGCGAUGUUUUCAACCAGAACCCGUUCCUUUCGGUGGCAUACCUGUCACGCUACGAAGACCACGUCGGCAUCCACUAUGUGCUCUGUUCGAAGCUCCGCCAGUUCAGCUACGAGGAGAUCGAGUUCUUCCUCCCGCAGCUCUGCCACCUGAUAAUCAGCGUCGAUAACGAGUCCAUGGCCCUCGAGGAGUUUAUCCUUGACCUCUGCGAAGAAUCCGUCAACGCCGCCCUACUGACAUUCUGGCUUUUUCAAACCUACCUCCAUGAUCUCUCCACGAACCCGCAGUCCGAAGCCUUUAAGACCUGCAGGCGGAUUUCUAACAAGGUGCAGAAUAUUGUGUUUGGGGGUGUCGAGCCGGGAAGGAAUGAAAAGAUUAAGGAGAAUGUCCUGCCAGUGACGGUGCUGGCCAGUUUCGUGCUGGCGAGUGUUGCCGUGCCGUUUCUCCCAAAAUGGGCGGGUCCGCUUGCAAUUGCUCAGGCGCGGAGGCCUCAGUCGACCGGAAAUGUGAUUUCGGAUGCGAUUCAGACGCAGCAGAAGCUCGUAAGGAGCAAUACUACGACGCCGGGAUCGACGAGGUCAAGGAGGUUAAAAGACGCGUCCAGGGGUUCGAAGACGCCUGUCAAUGGUACUUUCCAUACGGACGCUCGACCAAAACCAAGUAGGACAAGUUCAGGGACGAAUCUCAGUAGCACUUUUCCUCCGGAUUCUCGGCUGAGAGGGGACAGGAGUUAUUCACAUUCGCCUAUCAGUAAUGAUUUCCACGCGGAUGCUGAGCUAAAAACGAGCAGGUCGCCUUCGCUUGAGCGGGCGUCGUCUUCAAAUUCGAGCAUGCUGCAGCCUAUAGAUCCCCGGCCUCGACCACCACAUCUUGAACUUCAAACAACGGAUCCUAGGCUCAGCUCCACCUCUCUGCCUUUACCAGAAGUGUACGAUUCGCAGAGAAUGUCACCUAUAAGGCCCGCAACACCAGCGACGGCAGGUCUGGCCCAUCGGUCGACGGAGCAUGUCUACAAAAAGCAUGUUGCUCGGCCGCUAACACCCGGGGCAUUAUCUGAGGCGCAAAAGAUCAAGUUGCUGAGACAGAACUAUUUCAGGUGCCAAACCCAAUUUUUAACAGCGCUGGAGGAUAUAUCCACACGUCUGAUUCUCGUACCGAAAGCAGCACGGCUGAGUGCAUUACGUGCAGAGCUCGCUUUAAUAGCUCAGGACUUGCCGGCUGAAGUGGACAUCCCCGUAAUAUGCCCGGCUUCACUAGUUGAUGGCAUUCCCAGUAAAAGUCGGCAUCAUAGAAUCGUCAGACUUAACCCGGCAGAAGCUACUGUCUUGAAUAGUGCAGAGAAAGUGCCGUAUCUGCUCAUGGUUGAAGUUCUAAGAGACGACUUUUCAUUCGAUCCCUCGGAAGCAGACAAUGAAAGAUUGCUUGGUAGACUCUUGUCAGAACAAGGGUCAGGUCGAAGGAGAAUUUUCGACCUCUCGGAAUCCGCGCAUACUCCUAACGGGACCAAGAACACCGAGGUAGCUACGGACAGCGUAUUUGAGCCUGUCUCGGGGGAUCUGGGAAGCCCUUCUCUGGUUAGGGCAACUGAUGUUCUCCAGGAAAAAGAGAGCAUGUCAAGUUCUGGACCGCCGCGGCUUUCCAGUGGUGCUACUACUUUGUCUACAGCGUCUGGUCUCGCUACGCCUAGAUCUUCGGGGGCAUCAACGUCAGGGUCGAGUAGUCCGAGCAGGAAGAUGACUAUACCCUUGCCUGGCCGCUCAGGAGCUGCGGAUCAACCUGAUUUCUCUGCGCUGGCGACUCACAUGCGGAUGGCAUCGCAGAUGUUAGCGCAAUUGGAUUCAACUAGCGGGAAGCGUCCGAAGCACGAGGUGGCGGCUAUCCGAGCCAAGAUCAUCGCCAGUAUGCAGAGUCUGGAAGAGCAAAGCUUCGAGCCGGACGAUGGGACGCAUCCCCCUACCUUUGACACGAUCAUGGCGAACGCCACUGCUACUUCUACAAACGUUGUACCGGAGGAUAUAGAUGAAGGCACUACAACAGAUGUUCCUUUGAAUACCGAAGCAGGAGCUGCCCGCAUGGAAAAUGACCAGAAGACUGGUGGUGUUCAGAGAAAAGGUGAUAGAGACGAUCCCAGCGCUGCCACGUUUGGAGAAGCGUGGAACGUGAAGAAAGAGCGGAUACGGAAAUCUUCGCCGUAUGGGUGGAUGAAGAAUUGGGAUGUACUGAGUGUCAUUGUCAAGACUGGCGAUGAUCUGAGACAAGAGGCCUUUGCUUGCCAACUGAUUCAAGUGUGCGAUAAGAUCUGGCAGGAUGCGCAGACGCCCGUUUGGGUCAAGCGGAUGAGGAUACUGGUGACUGGAGAAUCAUCCGGCUUGAUUGAGACCAUCACAAAUGGCGUCUCGUUACAUUCAUUAAAACGAAGCCUCACCCUAGCCACAAUCGAAUCUGGACAGAAUCCCCGAAGGAGGAUCGCAACGCUGAAGGACCACUUUGUCAAGACAUUUGGACCCCCCGAAUCUGAAGCCUACCAAACCGCACAAAGCUGCUUCAAGCGUUCCCUGGCAGCCUACAGCAUCAUCUCCUAUAUUCUCCAACUCAAAGACCGCCACAACGGGAACGUCCUUGUCGAUAACGAAGGCCACAUUAUCCACAUCGAUUUUGGAUUUAUGCUCUCCAACUCCCCCGGAUCAGUAGGCUUGGAAGCUGCACCCUUCAAGUUGACGCAGGAUUAUGUUGAUGUGCUAGGUGGUGUUGGAUCGCCGGCUUUCGAUGACUACAAGAAAUUGUGCAAGCGGGCUUUCCAAGCUCUUCGCCGUUCAGCAGACAACAUCAUCGAACUUGUCAACAUGAUGGGCCGUGCAUCCAAAAUGCCUUGUUUCUCGUACGGCGUCUUGCAAGCGACCAACAGUCUGAGACAGCGAUUCCAGCUGCAGCUUAGCGCUGACGAGGCUGAGCAGUUCGUCGAGACGGACUUGAUCGGGAAGUCUUUGGGGAGUUAUUAUACACGACUAUAUGAUACUUUUCAGUACCGCACACAGGGUAUAUACUAG
Molecule: messenger RNA, 3078 nt
Organism: Drepanopeziza brunnea f. sp. 'multigermtubi' MB_m1
Lineage: Eukaryota; Fungi; Ascomycota; Leotiomycetes; Helotiales; Drepanopezizaceae
Biological process (GO): phosphatidylinositol phosphate biosynthetic process; phosphatidylinositol-mediated signaling
Cellular component (GO): membrane; cytoplasm
Molecular function (GO): 1-phosphatidylinositol 4-kinase activity
Source: RefSeq, a predicted model, not a curated record